UAUUAUCAAAUGUCAAAGUCAAAAAUUAUAAAAACAACCCCAGAAAAGACCAAAGACUGAUCUCCUCAAAAAGGCUGGUCUUUUAAAAAGAUUUAUUUUCCAAAUUUGGAAUUUUUGUGUGUUAAUAUUUAUCAGAUAUGGAAGAAAUAUGCUUGAUAAUAGAAGGUCAAAAAUUAAUAGCUAAAAAAGAUGUCCUCUGUGAACACAGUGACUAUUUUCGCGCCAUGUUCAGCGGCAGUUAUAUUGAAAACCAUCAAAAGGAAAUUAAAAUUGAUGUUUUGGAUGCGAACUCGAUGAAGAUAAUAUUACAGUACAUGGAAAUCGGAUUAAUAGAUCUUUUCGAACAUUCCCUCGCAACAAUCGCAGACUUGGCAAUAGCUGCAAAUUUUUUACAAAUUUCAGAGCUUAUUAAACAAAUAGAAUACACCUUAGAUCUCCAGCUAAAAGUAUCCAAUUGGAUAGAAAUUCAAACCAUUGCCGAAAGUUCUUCAUUUGCAAGAUUAGAACAGCUGGCAGCAUGUUUUGGUUUAUUUUCAUUUAAAAAUAUGAAACCAGAGUAUAUACCAUCAAUGCAGAAAUUAUACUGGUACCUGUCUCAUCCCUAUUUAGAUGUUGGAAGUGAGUUAGAUGUGUUCAAAUUUGGUUUUCAGUGGAUAUCACAAGCAACAGAAGGACUAGACGCUAUGCUACUACUAGUUAUAUGCUGUUUAGAUUUAAAGAGGAUAACUACAAAUGACUUGAAAGAAAUUCGGGCACUUAUCAUGGAGUAUGAAAACAGUCUUGCUGCUAAAAUGGUUGAUUGUCUCUUGGAAAUUGCAAGUGGAGGGCAUGAAUUGUCAGCGUCAUCUAUAUCUAGUCAGAAAACUGUUCUGGUUGAAAUGUUUACAGAGAAAGUAUAUAAUGAGGUCAUAAAUUUAGUGAAUGAGAGUAAAUCUAGAAAAUUUAAACUUACUCCAAUUGUUCCUGUUUGGAUUGUUAAAGAUUCUAAGCCGGAGUUAGUGCCACAUGUAAUGUACACAUAUUCCGAAGAGACAGGAUUUGAAAGAUGGUUGGAAGUGGCUGAAAAGAAUUUAUGGGGUUGGAAUGUAAUUGCUUGGGGUAUGACGAAGUUGGUUAUAGUUUGUGGAGAGUAUGGAAGAGGCACAGAGAUGUUUUAUAAGGACGUAAAAGUUUACGAUACAUUGAGAAAUGAAUGGACACGUCAUGGAGUCCAGUUGCCUUCAAGAAGACAUGGAGGGGUAGCAGUCGUGGGAGACUCCCUGUUUAUUGUUGGAGGAGUGGGUGCCUUUAGGGUAGUGCUGGACACCGCAAUUGUUUAUGAUCUUGACGCAAAAACGUAUAGGAGCAUAGCCAGAUUUCAUGACACCAUCCAAAACCCCGCAGUUUGCAACCAUGAGAACAUGAUAUAUGCUGCAGGCCAUAAAAACAUAUACCGAUACGAGGAGAGUGAAGAAACUGACAGCUGGGUCAAUAUUGUAGCAACAGAAAUAAGAAUGAGCUGUAUGGUUUCAUUCAAGAAUUACAUAUAUUGUACGCAGAACUAUUUCAGCCACCUGUACAGAUUUAUACCAGGAGUUGAUAGCAGAUUGGAAUUAAUCACUUAUUUUACUAAUCCUCCAGCUACUAUUUGUAAUUUAGGAAGUUAUCUAUUAGUAUUUACCAGAACAAUGUGCGGCCAGUCAGACAUGCUAGCCAUUGAGCAGUAUACAGGUAACUUAGAAGAGAAACCAAAAGUACUAUGGUCCCAAUCAGACUCUAUGAUGAAGGUGAAUGAUGUGGCAGGCUCUUGUUCCCUAAUAUUGAAAAUUCCUCCUCUGAGCCAGGAAGUACCACAGUAUCACAAGAGGUACCUGGUAAGGUUUUAUCAGUAGAGAAAAAAAGAGAAGAAUAUACUGUGGUGGAUGUGUAGUUUGUCUAAUCAAUCAUGUAUUUGUGUUUUGUCUGUACACACGGCUCAAGAGAUAACUGGCCCACCUCUCAUACACCAAUUAAGGCGAAGUGGCACAGUUAACUCCUGAGCCCACUGUACCAUAAAAAUCGUAAUAUUAUCAGAUGAAUGCCAUAUUAAUCUUGAAACUAUAGGAAUGAUCUAUAAUCAAAAAUAUGGGAUGUCUUGCACUCCAUGCAGUUUUCUGUGCAGUCUUAAAAUCUAAAAAUUGCGAUUCUAUAUAAAACUUUAUGGUAUCACAACCUUCAGUUUCAACGUCACAAUCAAAGGUAAACAUUUCUAUAGUCUUUCUACCCAUUUUUAUGGUUUGUACAAAAAUCUACAGAUCAAUAAAAUUUAUAUUUAUAUGCUUGAAUAUAUACUGCAACCGAUGUAAUGCAAUGAAGUGAUUGAUUGAUUAAUAAUGCAUUUUUAUAUUACUGUGCUAGUUUAGUGUGUAAAAAACAAAUAGAGUUGCCAAGCAACCAAGCUCCUUUUAUAAAUCUGUAAGGUUUUGUAUGGAAUGGCGGCCAUUUUUGGCGCUUAACACGGGGAGUUCCAUAAGAGUAGGACAAUCGGUUAUUUCGUGUGCCAAAACUGUCAAUCCAUAUAAAAUUAUCGGUACACUAUUUCGUCUUUUGAUUGCGUAUUUUCAGACCAAACGCAUUAUUACGCUUUAAGUAGUUUAUGUUCCACAUAGUAUUAAAAUUUAGUUUAACCACAGACAGACAUAAAGAGAAAAGAGACGACAUAUGCCUUUUUAAUGUCCGUGAAUAGAUCCUAAAGCUAGGGUAUUACUGUAACAUUCCAGCAAUAAAGAACUAAGUACGGAAAAUUGGCAACACUGCCUCCUGUCGAUUGGUCUACCUUCAUACGCUCUUUUGACGGCGCGAUCCUCUCUUAUCCCCUCCACGUGGCCCAGCUAUGUAAACCUAACAUCUUACAAAAUAUAAUACAAAUUUUCAUUAAGGUAUUAUAAAACACAAAACACUGUGGCAGGAGACCCGCCUUAACAGUUUAGCUUUUGUACCGCCAAUUUUGCUAACCUUAAUUUUGCUAAGCCGACCUCAAGUCAUCCACCCUUAGAUUUUUAAAACUGUCAUUUUGCUUUCAUUUCCAAAUGACAGAAUGGAUUAACAUGAUAUUUUGCCAUUUAAAGAGCAACCGCAUAUUAUUAUUGGAUUCUUUAUAUAUAGUAGACAUACUUAAUAAGAUUAUGAUUACUUAACCAUGUUUUAUCUUGACUUUGGCAAAAUUUUAUCAAAAUCCAAUAUAACAAAAGAAAAAUUAACAAAUAAAAGUUAAUUUUAUUACAUUUUUUACGCCAGUGUAUUUCUAAGGAUUUUUUAAAUGGAAAUGAGAAACAUGUUUAAUUUUCUCUAGUCAUUAGCAAACUAUGUACUAAGUAUUAGUUAAAUUAUGUACUAAGACCUAUAUUGUUUAAUAUAGUUGUCAAGCUUGUACACAUUUGUAUAACAAACUUGUAUAUAAACUUUAUUGUCUACUAAUAUUUUAUCGAUAAGCUUUCUUGGAUUUAAAAUCCAAUAUUAAACCAUUAUAAUGGUGUUUAUAGGGUGUGUUUCGACGAAGGCGGUGUCUUUGAAUUAACCAGUCACAACACUCCACUAUUUUUUAAAGUUUUAGGUUAAACUUUUUCAUGUCUUAUACCGUUUUUCUUUUUUUUUUCAUCAAAUAGUUUUGUUUGCUCCAGUGUUGACACUAAAGGCAAAUUAUAUUUUUCUUAACUACCGCGGUUUCUGGCGGCUUAGGUCUCAUAAAGGCAGUUCGCCUUUAAUGAUAAGGCAUGGCUAUAAAUACCUAUAUCCUGAUAAUUAAUGCUGAUAGUUAUAUUACUAUAAGCAUAGGGGCAAAUAAACUAUUUGAUGAAAUACUCUACGGGAACACAUCCUUACAAAAUCAGUAUAAACUGUAAAAAGAUUUUUCGCAUGCUUAAAGGACAGGCAAUGAAAUAAAAGACAUUUUUGUUAUUAAUUUACAUUUAUUUUGAUAUUCAUUUACAAACAGUCACUAUGUUACCAAGUGUACAUACAUAUUUGUACAAUUCUACAUUUAAAUACGGCAAAAUAAUUGUUAAUACUUCAUUAAUUUAUAUAACUUAUAUGACGGCAUUUUAUGCGAACUCCGUAAGACUAGCGGUCCAAAUUAAUAAAAUAUAUAUAGAUGGAAAAAUGAGAAUGUUUAAGCAAAAAAGACACCAAAAAGUGGUGUGCAAAUUAAAAUGUUAUUUACAUUACGUCAAUGAAAAUAUCAAUCCUAUUAACAUUAAGGCCACUCGGCAAAUCUGGCAUUUUAAAAAGAUCAAAAUAUAUAAGAGAUAUCGAACCUUGAAUUUGUAAGAGGAAAUCUAAAUAAGAGGAAUUCAAUAUGAUCAUUUUUAAAAGGCAUGAGAAGGCUAUACUUAUAAUUUAUUGAAGCACCAAAAACGCGUGCGUUAAGGCGACAUGGGCACAUCCCAUCUCAUAAUGGCACUUAGUCGAGUUUUCAACUGUAUAUCUUAAAAAUAACUUACAAAUUAUUCGUAUAAAAAGCUUUGAAAAUCGCGUUAUGAAUACACUUUUCACUAAUUGCAUCGGAGCCUAGACUUCUGAUCUACUUGAAAUGGAAGCAUUUAUGUCCAGUAUACAAUUAAUUAUAUUUGGCAUGUACAGAAACGCUAAUAUAAAUUAUUGGAAGCACUAAGUUAUAAUGCGAGUAAUUUCCGUGAUCUAAAUGUGUGUCUCGCAUAAUUUUAAUGUGUUAAC
This is a messenger RNA of Amyelois transitella, 4689 nucleotides long. Its product is annotated as kelch-like protein 30. The record is from RefSeq and is a predicted model, not a curated record. The transcript is spliced from 4 exons. Gene Ontology annotation, molecular function: protein binding. Bases 138 to 1871 code for a protein of 577 amino acids. Lineage: Eukaryota; Metazoa; Arthropoda; Insecta; Lepidoptera; Pyralidae.